Messenger RNA from Sclerotinia sclerotiorum 1980 UF-70, 1626 nucleotides. RefSeq lists its product as hypothetical. The coding region runs from base 1 to 1626 and encodes 541 amino acids. Gene Ontology annotation, cellular component: plasma membrane. Gene Ontology annotation, biological process: ammonium transmembrane transport. NCBI's taxonomy places the organism in Eukaryota, Fungi, Ascomycota, Leotiomycetes, Helotiales, Sclerotiniaceae. Gene Ontology annotation, molecular function: ammonium channel activity. The record is from RefSeq and is a predicted model, not a curated record. The transcript is spliced from 4 exons.
AUGUCAACCGAUGCAUAUUACCCUAACUAUGGCUAUGUUGGAGCUCCUGCAAAUUACAAUGGUACUGGACCGAAUGGUGGCGACAGUGCUGUCAUAAAUCUAAACCAAUGGUUCGACGCAGGCGACCAAGCUUUUAUCAUUGUAGCAGCAUGUAUGGUUCUACUCAUGCCCCCCGGUCUAGGCUUCCUAUACUCCGGUCUUGCAAGGCGAAAGUCCGCACUCUCGAUGAUAUGGGCCUGUAUGGGCGCCUUUUCCAUAAUAGUCUUCCAAUGGUAUUUUUGGGGUUAUUCUCUGGCUUUUAGUUCGACGGCUACGAAUGGGUUUAUUGGAAAUUUAAAACAUUUUGGUUUGAUGAACACUUUGGGCACGCCAAGUCCAGGGAGUCCGCUGAUUCCAGAGUUGUUGUACAGCUUUUAUCAGUUACAAUUCUGCGCAACAACCGCCGCAAUUGUCGUAGGAGCAGUCGCUGAAAGAGGUCGUUUGGUUCCUAUGAUGGUAUUCAUAUUUUUCUGGGCUACUAUUGUCUACUGUCCCGUCGCUUGCUGGGUCUGGAAUAUCAAUGGCUGGGGAUUCAAAUAUGGUGUUCUCGAUUAUGCCGGUGGUGGACCUGUCGAAAUUGUUUCGGGUAUGUCCGCGCUUGCAUACUCAAUGGUGUUGGGCAAGAGACAGGAAAAGAUGAUGUUGAACUUCAGACCGCACAAUGUGUCGCUCAUUACCUUGGGUACAAUUUUACUGUGGUUUGGAUGGUUGGGAUUCAAUGGAGGAAGUGCUUUUGGAGCGAAUUUGAGAGCUGUGAUGGCUUGUUGGAAUUCCUGCUUGGCCGCUAUGUUUGGAAGUAUCACUUGGUGUUUGUUGGAUUGGAGACUUGCGAGAAAAUGGUCCAUGGUAGGUUGGUGUUCGGGCUGUAUCUCUGGUCUUGUGGCCGCCACACCCACAUCUGGAUUUAUUCCUCCAUGGGCUUCUGUUAUUCUCGGCAUCGUCACCGGUAUCGUCUGCAAUUACAGCACCAAAAUUAAGUUCUGGAUCCGUAUCGACGAUUCCAUGGAUGUGUUGGCUGAGCACGGAAUGGCCGGUGUCGUUGGACUAAUUUUUAACGCUUUGUUUGCGGCAGACUAUGUAAUCGGACUCGAUGGUGUCAAUACCGGUAUCAUCACAGGCGGCUGGCUCAAUCACAACUACAAGCAACUCUAUAUUCAAAUCGCCUACAUCGUUGCCUGCACCGCUUAUUCUUUCGUCGUCUCUGCCAUCCUCGCUAUCAUCAUCAACUAUAUUCCUGGUCUACAUCUACGCGCCUCAGAAGAAGCCGAACUCCUCGGUAUGGAUGACGACCAACUUGGCGAAUUCGCAUACGACUAUGUAGAAGUAAGACGAGACUACCUUGCAUGGACACCUGCGAAGGACGAACCAGAAAACGUGGAGAGUAACGUUAACCCCGAAGAUCGUCAUGGCAUCCCAGAACACUCGGAUAUGCUAACCAACCCCUCCGACAUGAUUACGGGACACGCGCCAGGAAGUGGACGAAAUAGUGGAAGUGAAGGUGGACAUGCGCACAACACGAUUAUGGGAGAUAGACAUGGAAUUGCAGUGAUGGAUAAAGAGAAGGCAGCAAUGGCAAGAGAAGGAUAA